Molecule: messenger RNA, 558 nt
Organism: Zonotrichia leucophrys gambelii
Lineage: Eukaryota; Metazoa; Chordata; Aves; Passeriformes; Passerellidae
Product: SH3 and multiple ankyrin repeat domains protein 2-like
Exons: 7
Cellular component (GO): postsynaptic density; dendritic spine; postsynaptic membrane
Molecular function (GO): ionotropic glutamate receptor binding; synaptic receptor adaptor activity
Source: RefSeq, a predicted model, not a curated record
AGUCUCGCAGUGACAAAGCCAAGCGUUUGUUCCGCCACUACACCGUGGGAUCCUACGACAGCUUCGACGCCCCCAGUGAUUACAUCAUCAAGGAGAAGACGGUGCUGCUGCAGAAGAAGGACAGCGAGGGCUUCGGCUUCGUGCUCAGGGGGGCCAAAGCGCAGACCCCCAUCGAGGAGUUCACGCCCACCCCGGCCUUCCCGGCCCUGCAGUACCUGGAGUCGGUGGAUGAAGGGGGCGUGGCCUGGAGGGCGGGGCUGCGCAUGGGCGACUUCCUGAUCGAGGUGAACGGUCAGAACGUGGUGAAGGUGGGGCACCGGCAGGUGGUGAACAUGAUCCGCCAGGGCGGGAACAGCCUCGUGCUCAAGGUGGUGAUGGUGACGCGGCACCCGGAGCCCCCCGAGGGACCCCGGCGCAGAGCCGCGCCCCCCCAGCCGCGCCGGCUCCCGGCCCCGCCCAUCUCGCUGCGCUCCAAAUCCAUGACGUCAGAGCUGGAGGAGAUGGGUGAGGGAAUUUGGGGAGGGGUGGAGAAGGUCUCCCCCUGGAAGAAGCGCAGUG